CUUGUAACUCGACAAUCGCUUUUUGAAAUAUAUUCAUAAUAUAACAAAUAUCCAGAAUAUUCAUAAGUAAUAACGCAUAAUGUCGCAGAGCUUUCUGUUUAAUAUCGAAAGCGGCUACUUGGAAGGCCUGGUGCGCGGCUUUAAGAACGGUCUAUUGAAACAAUCCGAUUAUCUUAAUCUAACACAAUGCGAAACGCUGCAGGAUCUUCUGCUGAAUAUACAAAACACGGACUAUGGUCACAUAUUGACCCACGAAAACGAAGUGCCAAAUGUGGAACUGAUUGAGAGGCGUAUGCGGGAGAGGAUUGUAGUUGAAUACAAUUAUAUGCGUGUCAAUUCGUCAGAACCGUUGAGCACAUUUCUGGACUAUAUACGAUAUGAGCAUAUGAUAGAUAAUAUUGCGCUGCUAAUGGCGGGCCUAAGCAAUCGUCGGCCCAUGAGAAAACUGCUGCCCUUGUGCCAUCCGUUGGGUCUGUUCGAUCAAUUGGAGGCCAUCGAAGUGGCCAGCAACAUAGAUGAGCUAUUCAAUAGCGUGUUAAUCGAUACGCCGAUAUCGAAAUAUGCAUCGCAGCACUUUGAUAAGAUGGCAUUACACAAUACCGAUGUGGAGAUCCAGCGCAGCAUCAUAUACAAAUCCUAUCUGGAGGACUUUUAUAAAUUCUGCAAGAAAUUGGGCGGCACCACGGCUGAAGUUAUGUGCAAUAUCUUAGGCUUUGAGGCGGAUCGUCGCACCAUUGUGAUUGCAGUGAACUCUCUAUCCACGGAUAUGCAACCGAAGAUACGGGAAAGUCUAUUCCCCACCUGCGGCAAGCUCGGUCCAGUUGUGAGGAAACUAUUGGCCAGCAGUACCGACUUCGAGCAAGUGCGUUUAACCGUCAGCAAGUUCGUGACCUAUGCCGGCGUGUUCAACAACAUUGAGAGAGAUACGGACAAUCUGAUCACCUUGGAUGAUCGUUUCCUGAUGCUGGAGGCCAAAAUGCAUGUCAAUUCGUUUUUGCAGCAAUUCCACUAUGGCAUCUUCUACUCCUACCUCAAGUUGAAGGAGCUCGAGUGCCGCAACAUCGUUUGGAUUGCCGAGUGCAUUUCGCAGCGACAAAAUGACAAGAUCAAUGCCUAUAUACCCAUACCGAUUUACUAAGAUGUGUGUGUCGAGAAGAGGAUUGUCGAUAAAAAAAAA
Messenger RNA from Drosophila virilis, 1177 nucleotides. RefSeq names its product Vacuolar H[+] ATPase AC39 subunit 2 (gene VhaAC39-2). NCBI's taxonomy places the organism in Eukaryota, Metazoa, Arthropoda, Insecta, Diptera, Drosophilidae. The record is from RefSeq and is a predicted model, not a curated record. Gene Ontology annotation, cellular component: vacuolar proton-transporting V-type ATPase complex; lysosomal membrane; plasma membrane proton-transporting V-type ATPase complex. Gene Ontology annotation, molecular function: proton-transporting ATPase activity, rotational mechanism. Gene Ontology annotation, biological process: vacuolar acidification; proton transmembrane transport; vacuolar transport.